AUGGUAGCUGAAGCUUUGAAUGGGUUGUUGUGGAGAGACAAGGAGGAAAAUUUGUAUAAAGGCUUCAAGGUAGGAUCCAACAAUGUGGAUGUUAGUAUCCUACAGUAUGCAGACGACACAAUCUUCCUAGGAGAGGUAACUAUGGAGAAUGCAAAGGCCAUUAAAACUAUUCUGAGGACAUUUGAACUUGUGUCAAGCUUAAAAAUAAAUUUUGCAAAGAGUGGCUUUGGAGCUUUUGGUGUAACGACUCAAUGGAAGCAACAUGCAACCAAAUAUUUGAAUUGUGGGUUGCUGACUUUUCCUCUUGUUUACCUGGGUAUACCAAUAGGGGCCAACCCAAGGCGAAGGCAUAUGUGGGAUUCCAUUAUUCAGAAAUGUGAGCGAAAAUUAGCAAAGUGGAAAUAG
Messenger RNA from Glycine soja, 405 nucleotides. RefSeq lists its product as uncharacterized. Lineage: Eukaryota; Viridiplantae; Streptophyta; Magnoliopsida; Fabales; Fabaceae. The record is from RefSeq and is a predicted model, not a curated record. The transcript has a single exon. The coding region runs from base 1 to 405 and encodes 134 amino acids.